Messenger RNA from Rubroshorea leprosula, 959 nucleotides. The record is from the annotation of a GenBank genome assembly. Lineage: Eukaryota; Viridiplantae; Streptophyta; Magnoliopsida; Malvales; Dipterocarpaceae.
CAACACUUUAUUGUAGAAGAAAAACAAUUUAAAAAAUCAGCAGCAAUCAGAGGAAAAGAAGAGCAUGUGCACUGUUCUUGACCUUGACCUCAAUUUUUAGGAUUUUCAAUUUCCUUUCUUUGCAGCAAUCAAACGUGAAAUGGGACUAGUGAUUGGCUGUUGGGUGGGCUGGUAUUAGCGGCAAAGAAAGGCUAAUAGGAAAUCAAUAGCACCAAACAAGAGAAGAAGAAGAUCAAGAUUGAAGUAAUGGGGAAGGAAUUAGCAGUGAAAAUUCUAGGGAUUUCGGCCCCCAAUUUGUGGAAUGGGACUAGAGAUUGCUUGGGAAAUUUCUAGGGAUUGGGUGGGCUGUUGUUGCACGGAGAAGAAGAAGAUCUUGCAUGGCCAGUAGUUGAGCGAAGAACAAGAAGAUCUUGCACAGAGAGAGGUCGGCUACUCGGCGACGAAGAAGAAGCAGAUCUUGAUGGAGAAAGGCUGGUUAUUGGGCGGAGAACAAGAAGAACUUGCAUGGAGAGAGGUCGGCUACUCGACGAAGAAGAAGAAGCAGAUCUUGCGUGGAGGAAGGCCAGUUGUUGGGUGGAGAACAAGAAGAACUUGCAUGGAGAGAGGCCGGCCGUUGGGUAGAGAAGUUGUAGGGAUGGGGUGGGCUGAUGUUGGGUGGAGAAGAAGACCCUGCACAGAAAAGAAGCAAACUAAAAAUUCUAGGGAUUUUGCCCCCAAAUUGUGGAGUGGGAAGGAAGAGGAGAGAUGGGAGAAAAAUGAGAGAUGUGGGAUUACAACAUGGCAUGUCCGAGAAUACUUUUUAUUGUCUAGUUGGCAUGCCACGUAUUGAGGGGUAAUGGAUUAUAACGGCCUCAUGUUAGACUUAACGGAUGGUUAGGGUUCUAUCCAAUUGGGUCCUUUUUUGAGAGUUUCCAUGAGUUUGAGACCUUGAUUGAGCAUAAUAAAUGCUGAGUACCUCA